Molecule: messenger RNA, 999 nt
Organism: Malassezia vespertilionis
Lineage: Eukaryota; Fungi; Basidiomycota; Malasseziomycetes; Malasseziales; Malasseziaceae
Product: tRNA-dihydrouridine(16/17) synthase [NAD(P)(+)]
Exons: 3
Coding region: 1-999 (332 amino acids)
Biological process (GO): tRNA processing
Molecular function (GO): flavin adenine dinucleotide binding; tRNA dihydrouridine synthase activity
Source: RefSeq, a predicted model, not a curated record
AUGGAUGCACGGCCCUGGUGGCGGUAUGUUGCUGCGCCAAUGGUGAACCAGUCGGAUCUUGCAUUCCGGCUCACUGCCGUGCAUUAUGGUGCGACUGCGACGUGGACGCAAAUGUAUCAUACGCAGGAACUAGAGCAGCGGGAUGUGUACGAAACGCUUGUGCAUGCGUUGGAGCAGGGCCGCUGUGCGGACGCGGCGCAUGAUGCAGUGACUGGGGAGCGUACGCCGCAGAUUGUACAGCUUGCUGGGGACGAUCCGCAGCAGCUUGCGGAUGCAGCCAAGAAAGUUGCUGCGUACGCCGACGGAAUCGACUUGAAUUUGGGGUGCCCGCAGCGCCGCGCAAAAGACGGGCAUUACGGCGCAUACUUGUUGGCGCGCCGUGAGUGGCCGCUGGUGGAGCAGCUUACCAGUGCAUUGGCACAUGCGACGCCUCUUGUCGUCUCGACCAAGAUUCGGCUGUGCGACUAUGCGCCGGAUACAGUUGCGCUCGCUUUGCGGCUAGCGCACGCGGGCUCUUCGUUUAUCACUUUGCAUGGCCGUCAUGUAGCCAUAAACCGACGUCGUGCGCAUUCUGCGAAACUCGAGUACGUUGCCGAGAUACGUCGCGCGUUGCUCGAGGCUGGCGCGCACGCUUCACAACAGGGAGGCUCGACGCGGGUGUUGAGCAAUGGGAAUGUGCGGUGCUGGGAUUGUAUCGUGUCUAGUUUGGAGUACACAGGCGCGGAUGGGAUCAUGGUGGGAGAGCCACUGUUGGAGCAGCCAAGCUUGUUUUCUUCAUCGCUCGGCCGCACGCCGACGUGGCGCGAGUCUAUGCAUACCUAUUUGCGAUUCUGUCGUGCAUACCCUCUAGACUCACUCCCCAUUUCGCGCGUUCACCAACAUGUGCAGUACAUGGUGCGUGGCGGAUUACCACACGGGCGCGAAGCGCGGCGCUGGGAGGACGCGCUCAAAGCGGCAAAUUCCGUAGACGCGAUGCUAGCGCUUGUGGAGGCGCAGUAG